Molecule: messenger RNA, 1348 nt
Organism: Gossypium arboreum
Lineage: Eukaryota; Viridiplantae; Streptophyta; Magnoliopsida; Malvales; Malvaceae
Exons: 6
Coding region: 125-1225 (366 amino acids)
Source: RefSeq, a predicted model, not a curated record
CACUAACGUAACGUAAUAACGUUCACUUUCACUCGCACUUAAGAAUAGAAACUCAGCCUAUUGACGCAUUUUUCCAUCUCUCUCUGCCCUCCUGCUAAUCCCCUACUUUUUUGGCUUUCGCAUAAUGGAACCAGCAAAAAUCGACUGGACCAGAAUAGACUCCCGCUUCGUUGAGGACUGCGUUUACGAACACAUCAACGCCCCUAAAUGGGUUGAUUUCUUGGCCCCUGACCCUCACCAACCUUCCAUCGACGAUGAUGCCUGGUUCUGCACUCCUGACUGUAACCAUCCCAAGACUGCUGAGGAUUUCCUUCAACCCUCUCCUCCUUCUAAGCUUCCACGACGAUCAGUUCCUGGCGGUGGAGCUGGAAACUUCCCAUUUCGGGAAUUGAAUCAAGGAGAUGCCAAAUUGAAGAGAAGAGGGCAACAAACUCAAUCUUCUAGUUUUUCAAAGUUCGACGAUAGUGAAAACCAUAACCCAAAUUUAUCAACUCCUCCUACUAAUCACCAAGCUAAGUCUUUGAAAGCGGCAAUCAAGUCCAGCAGUGAAAAAAAUAAACCCAUUAUAACAGAUGGUAUACUCCAGUCCCAAAGUGACGAGAUACGGUCUCUGAAAAGUAGUGCGUCAGCUAGGAAUUUGUUUGCUGGUAGGGAUAUACUGAGUCAUAUAAGUGAGUUUUGCAACGAGUUAAAGAAAUUGGCAAGCAGGGCUAGGGAGAAAGAGAGAGAGGAAAACACUCAAGAUGAAAAGACCCAGGUUCUGGGUGAGUUGGACAAAGAGAGGAAACCAUUGCUUGAAUUGGGUCAAGAGAAACAUGGCAUUGCUAAAGAGAAAGAAAAGAUGAAAAUAAACAGAAGCAGAACACAUGGUGAUGAGGCAGAGAACAUGGCACCCUCUAAUAUCUCACUAAAUUUGGAGGAUGUGAAGCACAAAAACAACGGGGAAGAAAGGUUACUGCAAAUACGGACCAAUCCACCCUCUCCUCAGUGCUUUUCUGCCCCUACCAAAACCACUGCCACUCCUUCCAAGGCUUCCAGAUCCAGACUUAUGGAGAGGGGAAUCCUUCAAGAAGUGAAGCAAAACAAGGAUAUGAAGACAGAAAAAGCAGGAAGCAGUGUAUCUUCUUGUUCUUCUGUUAUUAAUAAUGUUAACGUUACGGAUGGAAGACAAGCAAGAGCGUUGGAUGUAUUUUGGUUCCUCAAGCCUUGCACAAUGUCUGAGUAAACAAAACUCAAAUGUCUUCAUUCUUUCAUUCAUAUGAGUGUCAGCUAUGUAGCUUUCUCUCUGUUUAAUAAUUGUAUUGAAAACCCUUUUCAGUGAAUAAAAAGCCAAUAUCAUGAUUCUUUA